AAAAUGCCUUGUAACACAGGCGGGUACCAGCUGUUGCUUUUCCUCUGCGUUCUGUUGAAGAACUGUCAAAGUGUCAAAAAUGAUGCCACCGAAACGUUCAAUGCCAGUAUGGUCACCUCAUUCCUGGAAACUCCUAACAACGUCUCUUUAAAUCGAGCACGGAAUGGAGGAAGACGCACGGAAAACAGACCACAAGCUGAACAGAGCCAGGUUGGCUGCAGGGAGCUGAGAUCCACCAAGUACAUAUCUGAUGGGCAGUGCACCAGUCUUAACGCUGUAAAGGAGUUAGUAUGUGCCGGGGAAUGCCUUCCGACUCAUCUGCUGCCUAACUGGAUUGGUGGAGGUUACACGGGCCGCUACUGGGGCCGGCGGGACGCUCAAGAAUGGCGCUGCGUGAACGACCGCAUGCGGACCCAGCGCAUCAGGCUUCAGUGCCAGGACGGCAGCACACGCACCUACAAAAUCACCGCUGUUACGUCUUGCAAAUGUAAGCGCUACACGCGACAAUACAACGACUCGGCGUUAAAAUUCGACAGCUCCACAAGCGCCCAGCCUGUUAAAAACCCCAAAACGAAGAAGAAUCGAGGCAAAAGUGCAGAAGUGUAGCAGAUUAAAACGAAACGUUAAGUGAGGGGGAUCCCAUUUUUUUCUGAACGAAAAUCAGUUCAUUUUGGAAGGACAAUGACCUAUGAUGGUAUGAAUUUAGACAACACUGACUUGUGAUAAUAUACAGAAGUGCAGCUGGUUUGUGUGAUGUGGACUAUUGUGUAGUGUGUGUGUGUGUGUGUGUGUGUGUGUGUGCGCGCACGUGCCUGUUCCUGAAGUAAUUAAAGGAAGAAAAAAGUUCAAGUGCCCAUUUUAUACAAGGACACAUUUAGCCAUACAAGGGAAUACAAUUAGUCUUAAACAGCACUAGUACUAUAGAGGUAUAACCAAUAUUUUUGCAGUGGCACUCUUUAAAUUAAUAUUUGUAUGUUCAGUAUUUUUCAUAAUAGGAAAAAUGUAGUCGUGAAAUACUCUGUAUAAC
Messenger RNA from Electrophorus electricus (electric eel), 1027 nucleotides. It is a transcript of the gene sostdc1b, whose product is annotated as sclerostin domain containing 1b. Gene Ontology annotation, molecular function: BMP binding. The record is from RefSeq and is a predicted model, not a curated record. NCBI's taxonomy places the organism in Eukaryota, Metazoa, Chordata, Actinopteri, Gymnotiformes, Gymnotidae. Gene Ontology annotation, biological process: negative regulation of Wnt signaling pathway; negative regulation of BMP signaling pathway.